Heterobasidion irregulare TC 32-1 is the source of this 372-nucleotide messenger RNA. RefSeq lists its product as uncharacterized. The record is from RefSeq and is a predicted model, not a curated record. Bases 1 to 372 code for a protein of 123 amino acids. The transcript has 2 exons. Lineage: Eukaryota; Fungi; Basidiomycota; Agaricomycetes; Russulales; Bondarzewiaceae.
AUGGUCUUUGUUGAUGCUGCUGCAACAUCUAUGCUGCUCUUUGUGAGUGGUGUACAGGCAAGCACAAAAAUGUUGAUUUUGCAGCAAAUGUCUAUGCUGACAUUUAUGCCAGGCAUAGGCACCCUCGAGCAAAUACAAGAUGAGCGGGAGCAAUCCUACCACAAUAUAAUGGCAACAAUCUUCACACAAGCCCAGGGCUCUUCAACCACAACAGGAAGCAAAUCAAGCACUGCCAAUGCCAGACUCACCCUAGCCCAGAUUGACCUCACACGCAUGGAUGAGGAUAACAACAACAAUGGUGCCUUUGAGGACCAUGCCUGCACUCUCACUAGUGCCGAUCGCAAUGGUGCUAGCAUCAUAGGGCUUGCAUGA